Molecule: messenger RNA, 1248 nt
Organism: Cuscuta europaea
Lineage: Eukaryota; Viridiplantae; Streptophyta; Magnoliopsida; Solanales; Convolvulaceae
Source: the annotation of a GenBank genome assembly
CAGGGGUCGUCUUGCACAAAUGGGUGGUGCUUGCAAGAGGAAAAGAAACGUGAAGAAACCUACCCAAGCUUCGGCCCCAGAAUACUCACAAUCGGCGGUCCAGCAACCCAAGCCGAUCCAGCAAAUACCUCUCGAGCAGGUAAACUUUGAGGACAUGGCAGUGGAUCAGCCGUUCGAGGCCAUGCAGAUUGCCCCGAUCUUCACUGAGCAUCUGGGUUCAGGCAGCACCGUCCCCGCAGAGGCUGAUCAGGCCCAUUUGUCAAAACGCCUCGAACGAAUCACCCUGGAGGAUCCAAUCCAUGAGGUGUUGGAGCAUGGGGGUGCCCAACCAGCCAAUUCUGGAAUGCCUCUGCCAUGCUUAAUGACUUCAACCUCCUGCAGUUAUCGGUUGAACAGGCUAAGACGGGUGUUUCCUUGGCCGCCAUCAAGGUCGGUCUGUACAACCUGCAACUACAGGCUGCUCGUUUAGCCAAGGAGGAGCAGUUCAUUAAGGCUCGGACGACCGUUGAACAGACGACUGCGGAUGUGCUCCGCCUGGAUGAUCAGGAGCGGAAGAAGUUCGAAGAAGAUCUCGAUCGGCUCCGGGUGAACUUGUUACCUCUCAGACCAAGGUGGGAGCUGCUGAGGUAGCGCAGGUAGCUUUUAAGGAAAGCGAGCCUCAAAUCUCGGACGGUCCUCGAGAAAUAAUGGUGGAUCUAUCCUCCGUCCGGGCUGCAACUCAAGCAGAUUAUCAGUCUUCUAAAAACAUGUGGCACAUGUGGGUGUCCUGUUCGGGAAGAACUUGGAGCCGCUCCCCCGGGGUCCGGUUCGACAGAAGGAGGGGGUGAAACUGGCCGAUGAGACUGUGACCGGUCAGCAGUGGGUCAAUGCUCUGGCCAAGGAGACCUACAUAGUCGGUUGCCAAGACGUUAUGCAGGGCAUGGUGCCGAUCCUGGGAUGGCUCACACGGAGACCGGUCGAUAUGAAGGAGCUUACUAAGGACGAAAUCCUUUUGGCCCAGUUUCACAAGUACCACCAGAACCUGAAGAGAGUGGAUGACCGGGCUGCUGGCAAGGAACCUGAGCCUCCAAGUGCCUCAGAGGAUGAAGAAGGGGCUGACGAUGAAGCAGAUGAUGAGGCUGAGGAAUAAAGUGUCAGCCAGUAGUUUUUUAGAUAGUCUUACUUUUAUGUAAUUACUUAUCCUUUUGCCUUCAACUCACUCUCAAUGUAAAUUCCGACCAGCAGUGAUGAAGAGUAAAUGCCCUUUUC